Molecule: messenger RNA, 2877 nt
Organism: Ostertagia ostertagi
Lineage: Eukaryota; Metazoa; Nematoda; Chromadorea; Rhabditida; Trichostrongylidae
Source: the annotation of a GenBank genome assembly
AUGAAAGCAGCCAAAAGGGCUGCGCUCGGUCUCCCUGUAAUGGAAAACACUAAUAGCCGUGCUAGGAUGGCGGCGCGUCGUAUCGUUCCGAUUGGUCGCGUCAUGGCUCGACAGUUGGCUUAUGCUGGUAGCGAGGAAGCCAGGGAUGAAGAAUUUGACAUCGGGGCAAUAGCCAGUGACGACUACAUUCCGGAAGUUGAUGGGUCGGCCAAGCGAGGUUGGAGUUUGAAAACUAAUCUUGGUCGCUGGAUCAGUGGUCAUUACUAUAAAUGUUUAGGGCCCGAGCUACGGCAAGUCUCUAGCGGUGACCGUACUCCUCGUGCCGGGUCUCCUAUGCCACGAGAACCACCAAAGCGAAGUUUGCCAUGGCGUAGCAAGGUGUCUAAGCAGGAGAUCGAGGCUUUCCUCCAGCAGGAGAGGCAAAAGUUUUUCCAAUAUCAAUUGCCCGGUGAUCUUGAGACGAUGUUUGCUCUGCCACCACCAAUACAUCGUAGUGUGGAAGCGUUGCGGAAACACCUCUACACAUCCAUUGGAGAGAUUCAGGCAGCGCAGGACGAGGAUUACAAUCGCUAUUUGUUCUCAAAAAAGGAAGAGGUUGAAAUGAAUAAUGUAGAGGAACUCUACCGCUUGCUUACUACCAAAUUUGUGUCAGUACGUCGUCGCUCUUCUGAAGGUGUUACUUGCGGCAGCACCAUCAAACAAGACGGAUGUGACAUUUUGUCGAAUUCUAUAAGCCUCGAUCACUCGACGAGUAGCCCGCUGGAGGAAAGCGUUCGUCUAGCUAUCGAUAUAAAUAGACACAAAGAGAUUAUGGUCAAAGCGACGUCUUCGAUUCUGCUACUUCUUAUGAAGCAUCUCCGUUUGAAUCAUAUUUACCAGUUUGAGUACUUGAGUCAACACAUCGUUUAUGGAAAUGGUAUCCCUCUUCUUCUGAAGUUCCUUGACCAAAAUAUGACACGAUAUGUGCAGUCUCGUUAUGAAAUUUAUCCCUACAACUAUCCUCAGGCCCCGCUACAUUACGUUAGAAAUCGUGAUGAGUGGCCUGUCCUCAAUUCAGAGAAUGUGGAGGGAAGUGAAAGCGAGCGUAGAGGCAUGUAUUAUAUGUGGAGGAACAUGUUCUCCUCAAUAAAUCUCAUUAGGGUUCUCAACAAGCUGGUCAAGGGGAAACAAUCUCGUGUGAUGAUGUUGAUGGUCUUCAAAUCAGCGCCCAUCUUGAAGCGGUCUCUCAAGAUUCGCCUAGGCCUGUUCCAAUUCUUCAUCUUGAAAGCGUUGAAAAUGCAGUCACGGUAUCUCGGUCGACAGUGGAGGAAAAGUAAUAUGGAUAUAAUGUCAGCGAUUUAUAAUAAAGUUCGACAUCGCAUGACCGAUGACUGGGCGUUUGCGAACGAAAUGCGGAAGUCGUACGAUUAUCACAGUGAGGAAAGUGAACUCAAAGCAGCAGAAGUAAACGACGCUCCGAUGCCUGGUGACGAUUACCUGAACCGUGUAAAUCUUCGCGAAUAUGAGCCAGUGGAUAAUUGCCUGCAUUCCGUUCUUGGAAAACAACCAGAGCUUGGAAAAAGAUUCAAAAAUAACUAUCGAAAGUGGAUGGAGGAUGAAGUGAUCAAGAGGAACAUCGAUUGGGAUCGACUUUUGAUGAAUACAAGGGGAAUAGCUCUGUCUAAAGAUAUGUUCUGCCGCGCCCUCCCCCGACUGACCAAUCAAUACUCGUCCCUCAAGUCACUUCUUUUGAUUACGCAACGAAGCAAAACAACCAUAGCUGGUCGCAUUCAGCCUGCAACGUAUGGUGUGAAAAAAGCAGUACCUGUUGAAAUUCAAAUAGCUGAUUACGCCAAAUACAUUUGGGACGAUUCUGUUACUGAGGAUGAUCCUUUGGUAGUACGCUUGCGUGAACAAAUCUUAGCUGGUUCGCGUGCAGCGUUAGCAUCUUCAAUCACAUUAGUGGAGUCUAGGAAUCCGAAGAAACGAGCGCAAGGAAACAUGCUUCUCCAUGGUAUCCUUGCUGCUGAACGAAAACGCUAUGAAGAAAAAGGGAAGGAUGCGAUGAUCUACCGUAUCGGAAUUUCUGGCAGUCCGGGCGUCGGCAAGUCCUCUUUCAUAGAGGCCCUUGGAAAGGAACUGAUUGAAGCUCGCGGCUUGAAAAUCGCAGUGCUAACAAUCGAUCCGACUAGUGCAGUUACUGGAGGAUCUUUACUCGGUGAUUUGACGCGAAUGCAAGAGCUGUCAAGAAAUCCCAAGGCCUAUAUCAGACAGUCACCGACAAGUGGAUCCUUAGGAGGAGUUACCAGAGGAAUCCAUGAGGCUAUCAUUUUGUGCGAAGGAGCUGGUUACGACGUGGUUAUAAUUGAAACUGUAGGUGUUGGGCAGUCAGAGGUCGCCGUUGUAGAUAUGUGCGAUAUAUUCUGCUUGCUCCUUUCGCCAGCUCAUGGAGACGAACUGCAGGGAGUAAAACGUGGAAUUAUGGAGUUGAGUGAUCUUCUGGUCGUUACGAAGGAUGACGGCGAUUUACGAGCCAAAGCAAAACUAACACAAGCAGAAUACAUAUCUGCGCUCAAAUAUAUGCGACCUCGGACUCCUGCCUGGAAACCUAAGGUUCUUCGUUCCUCCAUUAUGGAUCCGGAGUCAAUAUCAGCGGUGGCCAACACUAUGUACCAGUAUUGGGAUACCGUACUGAAAUCUGGUGAUCUAGAGAAACGACGGUCGGCUCAAAUGUCAAGAUGGAUGUGGAAUCAUGUACAGGAUGAACUGAUGAAAGUAUUCACAGAACACCCAAAAAUUGCCCCAAUGGCACCAGCUCUCGAAAAGGACGUUCGUGAAGGAAAAAUCACACCCGGUUUAGCGUCUGAAAUGCUGAUUAGAACAUUUUUGAAUGUAUAG